Messenger RNA from Diaporthe amygdali, 2676 nucleotides. RefSeq lists its product as uncharacterized. Bases 1 to 2676 code for a protein of 891 amino acids. Gene Ontology annotation, molecular function: ubiquitin protein ligase activity; metal ion binding. Lineage: Eukaryota; Fungi; Ascomycota; Sordariomycetes; Diaporthales; Diaporthaceae. The transcript has 3 exons. Gene Ontology annotation, biological process: protein polyubiquitination. The record is from RefSeq and is a predicted model, not a curated record.
AUGCUGUCGAGCGCGGGGCACUCCCCCAUGUCGACACACCACCACACCCAUGGCCUUGGCCACUCCCACUCCCAUGCCCACGCCCACGCCCAUACACCUACUACCGUUACGCACGCAUCAGCAGCAGCAUCAGCAGCAGCAGCACAUGCAUUCGCCCACUCACAUGCCCAUACGUUGACCCUGCCACCUAUUACCACGACCAACGGCAGCACCAAUACCACCACCACCAAUACCACCAAUAGCCACGGCUCAGGCUUUGGCUCAGGCUCUGGCUCUGGCUCUGGUUCCUUGACAUUGAGACCCUCGCCUCUCUCGUCCCAGGACAAUCUGCCCCGCGAUCUGCAGCACCUCAACGCCGUCCAGGCCGUCAAUACCCACUAUUCCACCGCAGGCUCCUCGCACUCGCGCUCCAAUCCGAACCUGCAUCUGGGCCUGAACAACCUCAGCGGCCUUAACCUCAAUAACCUGAACCUGGGCUCGCCCUCCCUCUCCACCCCUGCCUUGCCCUUGAGCUCCAUCUCCAACUCAAACUCGACCUCGACCUCGACCUCGAACCACAACCCCUCGCCGACCUCGUCCUCCCGCCCAAACGGUCUCUCCCUCUCCCUCGCCCACGGCCACGGCCACCACUCGCAUUCCCUCUCCCACCCUCCUCCCUCUGCCGGCGCUUCUCCUCAUUCGCCGCAGCACAGGCUGAGGCGCAUGCCAAACCUGCCCGACCAUCAUCGACGCCGCUCCGGCAGCCUUAGCAUUCCAACUAGCAACAACAACCACAACAACGGCGGGAGCAGCAGCAACACCACCCACAGCCACGCCCUCAACGGCUCGCAUGCCUCGACCCCAACCGCGAUGCCUUCGAUAAACGCGAUCGCCGGUGGCCCAGGACCUUCUCGAGGCGCUGGUGGCCCUGGUCCUGGUGGGGGUGGAAGUGGUGCCUCACAACCUGGAUUUGACGGCCCAAGAAGUCCUCCAAACACCUCACACGUGCCCUGCAAAUUCUUCCGCCAGGGUGCAUGUCAAGCCGGCGCCGCGUGCCCCUUCAGUCACGAUCUUGGAGCCUCGGCCGAGAACGUCUGCAAAUACUUCGCAAAGGGCAACUGCAAAUUUGGUCCCAAGUGCGCAAACAUCCACGUCCUCCCCGAUGGGAGGCGUGUCAAUUACGGCAAGAAUGGCGUCACCGUGACCCCCAUCAACUUUGGCAGCCGCCUAAACCCCAUGGCGUACGGACACCAAGCCUCCAACUCCGCCCUCACCACAUCCUUCAUGCGCGCCGAAGCUGCCCCUCCAUACACAACCUACACCGUUGCGACAUCAGAUGACCGGUAUGGCCAGGGACUGGGUAGACAGACGAGCAUGGAGAAUGGUUUACCUACCAUCGACACUCAGUACAGCGGCCAGGCCUCACCCUACGGCUCACCACAUGGGGGAGAGGAUGCGAUUCGCACAGGUUUCGGUCUGUCUCCCAUUGCAGCAAACAAAGGUCUGUCCGUCCUCGACGCACCGCUGCCCGCGUCCUUCGACAGCAACGGCAUCUCCCACGCCGCGCGAUACGGCCCCUGGCCCGCGUCCGUGCCUAACAAGUUCGGACUCGAGUCUCCGACCCCUUCACUCAGCAACGCCAAGGAUAGCCGGACAUCCGAGACUCUGAAGAUGCUGCACACCUCCGCCUUUGGAUCGAACGAGCACCUGUCGCCUAGCCACCUCGGUGGAGACGCCGAGGCCAUGGGCAGCAGCCCGCCGAUGCAGCCGAUUGGCGAGGAGCUCUAUGGCAGGCGGGCCAUGCACAGCAGCUCGAGUAAAUACGCGAAGCCCAGGCACUUGAGCGCCAGCGUGCCCAAAGUUGACCGUGACUGGGAGGAUAAUUUUCUGUUCCUGGAGGAAGACUACGUGCCUGGUGAGCUGGCCAACGACCUGCUCACGCCUGCAGAGAAGGCGCGGAGGGGUAGCGUUAGGGUGAUCGACGGCUCCGAGCAGCAUUCUGGCGAGAACUCGGCCUCGAAGUAUGGCAGUCCGAUCGGCGCGUCUAGUCCGAGCCGAUGGGGGCCCCUGUUCCAGCGACAGAAGGAGGAAGAUGGCGGACAGUCUGCGCUCGGCAGAAGUUUGAAGAGCGCCAGUGCGUUUGGCCAUGUUGGCAGCCCACUGCGCAAUUCAAGCCUCGCCAAUGGAAUCGAUAUGAUUGGAGGACUGAAUGGCAACAGCAGCAGACCGAGUCUGGCCGGAAGCCGGACCGCCAGCGGCACCGACAGUCUUUCAGCCUUGACGCAGCAGAUCCAGAACACGAGGAUCAACGACCAAAGCACCACGAGCUUGUCGUCCAGUCCGCACCUUCACCCCGGCAGCGCGGUCAACACGAGGGCGCCGAGCGGCGUAGGACACCCCACCGCGGGUGUAAUUGGGUCCUCAAACGGCAGGACUGAGAGGGACCAGAGGGCACUCGAGAGGCACAUCAGCAGCGGUUCGAUCGGAUCGAGUGCUAACGGCAGAUUCACGACGCCGAUUGACGAGGAAGACCCGAGUUUCGUUUUCAGCAUGGAGGACGAUGAUGACGGGCAGAAGGCGAGGAAACGCAUGUCUGGGGGUUUCGGUCUGGGCGGAGGCGGUGGCUGGAGCUAUGCUGCCGCGGCCACCGGCAAGACAGCCGCUGGCAACAAGAGCUCUGCCGUCGAGACUCGCUGA